CGGCUGGUCUUCACCAUGGCGGUACAAUACCGAAAGCUCUCCCGAGGAAGUAAUCUCCAAAACCACUAUUAGUGUACUACAAUGUAUUCGUUUCUUUUCGCCGCUGGAGUCCUUGCCCUGCUUUCCGAUAGGGGCCACGGCUUCUCGCCGUUCCCCGUCUCGUCUUCGUUGAGAAAGUCGUUGGUGUCCAGCCCUACGUCGCUGAACAACCUGUUCACGGACAUGGGGGAUGCCCUGCACGACAUGGGGGACGCUCUGACGGGAGGAAAACUGGUCCCGCAAACCGAGCCCCUUGUCUACGGGACGCCACUGGGAGGAGACGACACUCUUUCCGAGGAGCUCCGAACGCUUGCGGUCCAGGAACGGCUCGUCUCCUUCACGGGCGAAGACUUCGACAUCCAGGACCUGGACAUCAACGAGCCCUACUGCAAGGUCCGGGGGGCCAUGCUCCACCUCCCCGGGAAGGACAAGAUGAGGAUCAGCCUCGGCGGGGAGCAGGUCGCGAUCCUGGACCGAAAACUCAUCGCCAUCACGCCCACCUACGACAUCCUGAGGGCCGACGGAGAAAAGAUCGGCUGGAUCGAAAAGGCCACGAUUGCCCUCACGGACACCUUCGAGUUCCACGCCGAGUGCGCCCCGCACUUUGGGCCCAUCAAGCCCCCGGCGGCCUACCGGCUGGAGGGCGACUUUCUGGACCGCCGCUUCGUUAUGAAGAACGACAAGGGAGAGGCGGUGGCCAAGAUCACCAUGGACCGGCUCAUCGAAUUCGACGCCUGGGACCACUACCAGAUCCGGAUCGCCCCGGGAAUGGACCCCGUCCUAGUGGUGGCCUGUGCCUGUGCCAUCGACGAGGAAUUCGACGAGGAGCACAAGAAGAAGCGCGAGGCGGAGGGUCGAUAACCGGGUUUCAGCUCGAAACCAACCACGGU
Pseudo-nitzschia multistriata is the source of this 929-nucleotide messenger RNA. Lineage: Eukaryota; Bacillariophyta; Bacillariophyceae; Bacillariales; Bacillariaceae. The record is from the annotation of a GenBank genome assembly.